CAACCGCACAAUCGUCCCCUCCCGUCUCAGCAAAACAAUUAGUGACCUUUAGCAGUUCAGUAAAAGUGGUUCCUCGCGCUCCCGGUUCAAAAUGAAACUCUUUGCCGUUUGUGUCCUUUUGUGUGCGGUGGUGAGCUGUUUCGUCUCGGCAGAGGAAACAAGCGCGGACCGUGUGAAGCGACAAUUUGGCUUCGGUGGCGGUUAUGGAGGAUACCAGAAUCCCUUCUUCGGUUACGGAGGUCAUGGGGGAUAUGGACUAUACGGCGGCCAUGGCGGCCACGGAGGAUAUGGGCUGUAUGGCGGACACGGAUAUGGCGGGCAUGGCUAUGGCGGGCAUGGCUAUGGUGGUCACGGCUAUGGCGGAUACGGACACGGCGGACACGGAUAUGGUGGCCAUGGGUACGGCGGUGGGUACGGCGGUGGAUACGGCGGUGGAUACGGAGGCUUCUUUGGAUAAAUCAUGGAAGAGGAUUGAUCCAGUGGUUAAUUGGCCUUUUUGUGAAGCUGGAACCAUGCGUAAAGAU
Molecule: messenger RNA, 524 nt
Organism: Anopheles aquasalis
Lineage: Eukaryota; Metazoa; Arthropoda; Insecta; Diptera; Culicidae
Product: neuropeptide-like protein 31
Source: RefSeq, a predicted model, not a curated record